GUCUAAAGCGACGCGGCAAUGCUAAGCGUCUGCGUGGGUCGACGGGUGUCUGGGCCAGGAUCAAUAGCGUGCCAGCAACCAGGUAGGUGUGAGUGUAUGUAGGUUUCUGAACGGUGGCAGUCCAGGAGACGAAUCUUCCGAGGUAGGACACUUGACGAGUCGAAUACAGUUUCAGUGUCGUACCGGAGAGCGCCAUGCCAGUAUCAUUGCAUCACGGAACGCUCAUUGCCUAGGAUUAUCAGCUUCUCCAGGCUGCCGCAAUGUGGCCUGGAGUAUUGAAGUUAUUGGUGUUAUUAACAUUCUUGCUACAUCCAUCAAGAUGUACGCAGGGAAAGGUGAAUUACCGGGAAAAGGAGAAAGAAGUAUUAGACAACAUUUUAGGAGGAUACGACGCGCGUAUCCGGCCCAGCGGAGAAAAUGCAACAGAUGAGCCGACAAAUGUGAUGGUCAACAUCUUUCUCCGCUCUAUCAGCAAAAUAAAUGAUUAUAACAUGGAAUAUUCUGUACAGUUAACAUUCCGGGAACAAUGGCUGGAUGAACGAUUACGAUUUAAUGAUUUUGGAGGUCGUCUAAAAUAUUUAACAUUAACGGAUGCGAGUCGUGUUUGGAUGCCAGAUCUGUUCUUUUCGAAUGAGAAAGAAGGACAUUUUCACAAUAUUAUUAUGCCGAAUGUGUACAUUCGUAUUUUUCCCAAUGGUUCCGUUCUAUACAGUAUACGGAUAUCCUUAACAUUAUCAUGUCCGAUGAAUUUAAAAUUGUACCCCUUGGAUCGACAAGUUUGCUCAUUGCGUAUGGCAAGUUAUGGUUGGACAACAGAUGAUUUGGUUUUCUUAUGGAAGGAAGGAGAUCCUGUCCAAGUUGUUAAAAACCUACACCUGCCUCGGUUCACGUUGGAGAAAUUUUUUACUGAUUAUUGUAACAGCAAGACGAAUACUGGAGAGUACAGCUGCUUGAAAGUUGACUUGCUCUUCAAGAGAGAAUUCAGUUACUAUCUUAUUCAAAUCUACAUUCCCUGCUGCAUGCUCGUUAUUGUAUCCUGGGUAUCGUUCUGGCUCGAUCAAAGUGCUGUACCAGCUCGAGUUUCACUAGGUGUGACCACCUUGUUGACGAUGGCUACACAAACGUCAGGAAUAAAUGCCUCACUGCCACCAGUCUCUUAUACAAAGGCUAUCGAUAUUUGGACAGGCGUAUGCUUGACCUUUGUAUUCGGCGCUCUCCUCGAAUUUGCUCUAGUAAAUUAUGCGUCGCGGAGCGACAUGCACAGCGAUAACAUAGAGAAAAAAUAUCCGCCGUCUGAAACGGAACAAUCCACAUCGAUGGAUCUACCCUCUGAUCAAGUCGAACCAGAUAAUUCGUCAAAUUUCGCUAUGACCGGAUAUGAUGGACCACUUCAACAUUCUCUACAGAAACCUCUGGUCCGACAACCGGAGGAUACCAUGUCGGUGGAUAGGAUGCAGCACUGCGAAUUACAUAUGCAACCACGAAAAAAAAACUGCUGCAGGUCGUGGCUGUCCAAGUUCCCGACGAGGUCCAAGCGCAUCGACGUCAUCUCACGGAUCUUCUUCCCCAUCGUAUUCGCUUUCUUCAAUCUCGCGUACUGGUCCACGUACCUGUUUCGGGAGGAAGAGCAGAACGAGUGAACGUCGACGAGGAAGCGCUGGGAUCAAGGAACGUGGCUCGCGGCCAUUCCCAUCAUUCUCACACCACAACCACAACAAGCACAACCGCCAAACCUCAUCAUCGUUCGCGCCCACGCCACCAUCAUCACCAACAACCGCAACCACCGUACCACAGUUGUCGCCUCCAUCAUCAACACUAUCAGCAUCAACACGCUAACCUGCAACAGCAGUCGCAGCAACACCUGCAGCAACAGCCGCCGCCACCGCCGCCCGCGCCAUCUGGCCAGCAUCAAUCGUUACCAUCGCACCACCACCACCACCACCAGAGGCACAAACACCAUCCGCGUUAUCACAUACAUCAAGCACAGCAACCGAGAUCUCCCUCGUUCUCGUCGUUGCACAACGUCGAAGGUAGCGGUCGAUGCUCGCCAAGGGGUUCGCGGCACUCGUGCAAAAGCCCUGCGAGAUCCUCACCCUCGCCCUCGCCUUCACCCUCGCCCUCGCCCACCGCGUCUCGCAGGGCUACGCCCUCACCGCCCGCGGCGACUGUUCGCACGACCCCACCACAAGAUGUCCGCCGUUUUCAACGAUUUCCGCUUCCUCGUACCGAGAGGUGCUGUUGGGGUCUUUUACCGCGACGUUGGUUCACCUGCCGAGCGAAAGGUACCGCCGGGAUUGACUUCGUCUCGCGUAUCGCUUUCCCCCUCAUGUUUAUCUUGUUCAAUUUGGGAUAUUGGUCCACCUAUCUGUUCGCAGGUGACGAAAAUCUUCAUAUGCAAAAGUAAGACUAUUGCGUAUCGAGAUCAUUAUUGGAUUGGAUUAAUCGCGUAGUGGAUCAGAAGAGAGAACGAUCGAGAGGGGAAAGAGGGGUGGAAAGGUGUAUACGCGGGUGAUAUCAGUCUACGUCGAAUAAAAUUUAAUCAUAAAGUCUUGUCUGGUCGAGCCGCCUCGACGGAUCGUGUCCCCGUGGAUCGUACUAUUGCGACCAUUUUUCCACGCGGUACGCCAUUACGUGUCAUCUUUGUCAAUAUUAUCGCGAGUAUGUGAAAGAGCGUAUAACGUUCGCGUCAAUAAUAUCUUGUGAUGUUAUGUCGAUAUUUCGAGAAUAGAAGGGAGGGGGAACACGCAUUCGUUGGGAGAUUCGCUCGUACGCUUGUGUUUGGAAGAGAAGAGUGGAAGGAAAGGAAGGAAUGGUAUAUAUAUAAAGGGUAUAUAAAAUCGAGAACAAAGUGUACUUGGACAGAAGACUUUUCAAUAAUCCGUGCCUGAAGUUCGAUGACCACAUUAAAAGACCAAGGAAAGCGCAACGAAAUAACAACGCUCGGUACGGUAGGAAGUAGUCGACGAGAUAUAUUAUAUAUGAAUGAAUAUAUAUAUAUAAUAUAUAUAUACAUAAUAAAAAAGAAAAAAAAGAAAAAAAAACCAACGGGAAAAAACGAAAAUGGUAAAAUAAAGAUUUAAGCUCUCUUACGCGACCGUAUAUAUAUAUUAUUAUUAUACACACAUACACACACCUCUGUAACAUACUUUCGGAAGACCGCGUGCCACAGGAUAUGAAAACCAAAUGUAGUGUGGGCCCUGUAUAGCCACGGCCUGUUAAACGAACUACAUGCGAAUGGAUAAAUUUAUAAAUAAUAUAACGUAAUUAUAAUUGAGUAAAGUAAAUCGUUAAUGCAACAAAUGAUUCCUGUGUAUAAAAAAAAAAAAAAAAAAAAAUCCUCAGUCUAAACGGAAUUAAAAAUACGAAUCAAUGUCGAUCAUAUAUUAUUAUUUAAAAAGAAUCCAAUGAUUGACAUUGAGUCGAGAUUGAAUCAAAAGAGAAGAAGGAGAAAGAGAUAAAGAAAAGAAAAGAAAAGAAAAAAAAAGAAGAAAAAGAAGAUUGAAAGAAUGAUGAAAAAAGAAAAAAAAAAAUGAAAAAAAUAUAUAUAUAUAUAUAUAAAAGAGAAAAGUAAUAUUCUCGAGGAGACAAUUAGCUGAUAUUAAGAGAAUAAAAAAAAAAAAAAAAAAAGUCGCAUUAUCAUGAGAGAUUAUACAUUUAGAUAUUAAUUAUUGAUCGAGGCGGUAGUAUCAAACACAUGACAAAAAAAAACUCUCUCUCUAUUUCACACGUACGUAAAAACAUUUACACACACGCACACACACAUAAAUACACAGACAUUCACACACACACACAGACGUUGCUCUCCUUUGGACUUUUUCGAGAUCACGGGAUCUCUAAAGUAUUGCUCAUUGACCAGUCGAGACUGAGGAUAUUGUUCAAUGUGAAAUAUAUAGGUGGAAAGAAAAAAUCGUAAAAAGAAAAAAAAUUGAAAAAAAAAAUGAAAAAAAAAUAUAUAUAUAUAGAUAUAUAUAUAUAUAUAUAUGAAAAUGGACUGAACCGAGUGGAUCGAGCGUGACGCGAUCCAUCACGGGACAUGGAGGCGUAGAAAUUUUCUUUUCGAGCAAGCGUGUUGCGAAAUGUGAGUCGAAGGUAUCCUUCGAGAGGGAAAGAUUUUAAAGGAGGAAAAAAAAGAAAAUAGAGUGAAAAAAAAAAGAAAAAGAAAAAAAAAAGAAGAGCGUUGCGAAUAAUAACGGAAGAAAAGAGGGAGGGAAAGAAGGGAGAGGGGGAAGGGGAUGAGAUUGAAAUGAUUUUUUAGUUUUUGCGUGCAAACUUUGUUUCGAUUGUCAAUCGUAUCGUUUAUCCGCCAUAACGAGAAUUCUUCCAUCGAGCGGAAAUAAUAAUACAGGAUGUUUCAAAGAAAGGGUCUAAAAUAUUGUAAUAAAAUUUUAUCAAAAAAAUUAUUUAAAAAAUUCUUAAUAACGAGGUAACGAGAUUUUCAAAAGAGAUUAUUUCCAAAUAAAUUAAAAAUAGUUUUAUUUUUUUUUUCCUUUAACAAAUUGUUUAAUUAAAAAAUUCAAAACUUACGUGUUUACGUAUCCAUUGUUAAUUUCUUAAAAGAAAUUGGAUCUUCGAAUAUAAUCACGGAGUAAAAUACAUAAUUCGAUGAAAAAAAGUUUUAGACCUUUCUUUACAUUCCGUAUACUUUAUAGUAGAAUUAAGUGUUCUAUUUAUUUCGUUCGUUGCAUGCGAUAAAUUCGUUUCUCGCGAGUACCAACUCUAAGACGCAAUAGAUUUCCUUUCGACAGAAAAGAAUUAUUAGAAGAAGAAAAUUAUAUCCUUUCUGGCGUUUUCCUUUUUAUUGUUCUUCUUAUUUCUUCCGACCACUGUAUCGCCACUAUCGAUUCGUCGUUGAGUAUAGUUCGAUGCUUCGAUCGUUAAAGAAAAAAAAAAAAAAAUUUUUAGAUCAGAGGAACGAUAUAUAUAGACGAGGAUAAAAAUAACACCGAUAUUUAAAAAGAAAAAGAAUAAUGAAAAAAAAAAAAGAAAAGAAAAAGCGAAAGGAACGACUUAUAAAAAGAUGUUGAAAAAACACAGCGUACAGAUAUCACGCGAAAAAAAGAGGGAAAGAACAAAGGGUGAAAAAAAAAAAGAAGAAGGGAAGAGUGUUGUGCUAAUUUUAUCGUCGUUUCACGCUGUCCUUCCGUUUUGCUCAUUCUUGUUGAUUUGUCCGUUUAAUCAUAGCACAAUGUCGGAUCAGUAUAACGUCCUGCUCAAUAACGACUGACAUAAAAAAAAAAAAAAAAAAAAACCAAUUAUGAUGAAUUAAUUGUAUAUAAGUAUUCUUAUCGUGAAUAACGAGGUGUAACGCGCUGAAUGAAUUCCCGAAUUUUAAACUGAAAAUUUCGAUUUUAUCGAAUACACCGUGCGACAGACGUGACCAUGCAGAUAAAUAUAAAUAAUUGAAUAAAAGAAAAAAGAAGAAGAAGAAGAAGAAAAAAAAAAUAAUGAGAACAAUAUAUUAAAACUUAAAAUCGUAAAAAUCAUUUAAUCGUCGAAAGUUCUCUCCGGGCAGUGAUAAUCGUAUAAGGAGAAUAAAAAGAGUAUAAAAAGGAUAAAAAGAAGAAAAAAGAAAAAAAAUGAAAGACGUAUGCGUAUUCGUCUCGAACGUGAAAAAAAAAAAAGAAAAAAGAAAAAAAUCAUCGUCGAUCACUGUCUAAAUGAUUAAUGAUGGAUGAGAACGAAUCGUCGGACUGGUCACAAAAAUAAAUAAUAAACGGUAAAUUGUAAUCCGCGACUAACGCGUAUCACGUACAUUCUUUGUAAUUCAAACCAGGCAAUCACGUUCACGUUUUAUAUUAUCGGUACGACGAGUACGCCCAUCAAUAUCGGACUGCACAUCGUUCCAGGCGUUUUAAUAUCGUCGAGAAAAAAAUAAAAAAAAAAAAAAAUAUAAAAAAGAAAAAAACGGAAAAGAAUAAAAAAAAAGGAAAAAUUAACAAACACGUAGAAACGAUCGAGGGAGCGACAACGAUGUGAAAUUCUGAAGAAGAAAUUAAUGCGUGUUUUUUCUUUUUCAACAAUUUCGCAUCGAGUCGUUUUUAGCGCGUUUAUUUCGUAAAAAAAAAAAAAAGUGGAAAAAAAAAACAAAAAAAAGAAAUUCAAAAAAGAGUCGCAAAUAAGAAACGCCUGGCACGGUGUCGAUGAUCUUAAUCGUUGUCACCUUUCAAAAUUGUAGCAAAGCGAAAAAAGGGAAGAAUGAAUCGAUGAAUCGAAGAUGACGUUUUUUCGUUUCGAUUCGGGAUUUUGUUUGGAGAAAAUGAGCGAGCGAGUCAUCAACGUGUUUAUUUUUCACGAUAUUAUAUCGAAAAAAAAAAAAAAAAAAAGAAAAAAAA
This is a messenger RNA of Apis mellifera (honey bee), 6332 nucleotides long. RefSeq names its product glutamate-gated chloride channel (gene GluClalpha). The transcript is spliced from 12 exons. The coding region runs from base 261 to 1640 and encodes 459 amino acids. Gene Ontology annotation, cellular component: membrane; synapse; neuron projection. Gene Ontology annotation, molecular function: chloride channel activity; extracellular ligand-gated monoatomic ion channel activity; transmembrane signaling receptor activity. The record is from RefSeq and is a predicted model, not a curated record. NCBI's taxonomy places the organism in Eukaryota, Metazoa, Arthropoda, Insecta, Hymenoptera, Apidae. Gene Ontology annotation, biological process: chloride transmembrane transport; regulation of membrane potential; signal transduction.